UAAACGAAAAAAUAAACAAUAGCUGCAUAAUAGCUUUCAUAUUAGAUAAAAAUAUAAAGUGAACUUGAGAUUUCCGAGCACAUGAUAAUAACGAUAUUGAUAAUAUCGCGACAAUGACAACAUAUUUUGUGCAAUCGAGUUUAUUUCUCUUUGAAAAGUCAAUUGAAAAUACUAUUUUCAUAAAUACAAAUAAUGUAAACACACCUUAACGAAACGUCAUAAGUGAAAUGACACUUUUGCAUAUUCAGUUCAAGUUGGUGAACCGUCAGCAUAUUUUCGUUAAUUCAAUAAAUAAAAAAUGAAUAUUAAUUGCAUUACAAUCUGAUUACAACUAAAUGACACAGCAUUUUUUGAUCUUCUAUUUGGCGAUACUUAUUUUCUAUUUUCAAAUGCGAGAAACACCUUACAUACUCCAUUUGUUCUUGGAUACGAAAAUAAUAUAAUUAAAAUGUUGGUGCCAGACCCACAUGAUUUGGCUAAAUUAUGUUUAAGAUUUUUUGAUACCUUACCAAAAACUGGAAAGCCAAAAUUGGGGGAAUGGACUGUAUUGUGUUGUUGUGUAAAAUAUGAACAUCGAACAAAAAGCCUUGAAGUUGUAUCAGUAGGGACGGGCACAAAAUGUGUUGGCCGAAAUUUAUUGAGCAAUAAAGGCGAUAUAUUACAUGAUUGUCAUGCAGAAAUAAUGUGCCGGCGUGGUUUCCUGACUUAUUUAUAUGAAGAAAUCAAUCUAGCCGAAUCUUUCAAUUCAAUAUUUACUUUUAACCAUGUGAAAAGAAAAUUUGAAAUAAGUAAAGAUAUUUCUUUUCAUUUUUUCAGUACUAAAAGUCCAUGUGGGGAUGCAAGCAUUUUCUCAAAUGUCGAACCAACUGAACAUAAAAGACCAAAAUUAGAGCAAUGCCCGGGUUUGAAUUUAGAUCCGAUUAGCAAUGUAGUCAAUCCAAUGAUACAAUCAACGGGAUACAUCAGUAUAAAACCGGGUAAAGGAGAAACGGGUGCCAAACUGAUUUACAAAAACACGGAGGAUCCAAUGAUACAAUCAACGGGAUACAUUAGAUUAAAACCGGGUAAAGAAUUACUUACCAGUACUUAUUUAUCCAUUCUUUUGAUUUUGUUUCCAUUACUACCAUUACAUGCAUUUGAAAUAAUCACAAUAUCAAAAGCUUUUUUGAAUGUAUGAAUGAUGGUGAUCAGAGUGAAAGCGAUAUAGACUAUGGUGGCAAACAUUGUAUUGCGUUUACAAAAGUUGUACAUUUCUUUAUUUUAAACGAAUUGAACCACAAAGGUGAACAUACAAAUGUAAUUAUCGACAAGGUACAACGAACACGUGGCGUAAUAUGAUUUACAAUUUCAAAUGGACUGUGUAUGCUUCAAGAUAUUAAAAUAAAUGCCGAUUUCAGUCGGAGUGAUACCUAGCGGAUGAAUGCAUCAAACGAGAUGCGUCUCCCACUGAAGUAAGACAGAUUAUUUUUCUUCCACGGAAUCACGACCUAAACUACCAAACCUCAAAUUUAAACAAUGGCAUACAUUAUUAUUUCUACCUAGAGUUAAUCAGAAUAUUGGAACAGGAUGGAAAAUAAAAUUAUGAAAGGAAGUAUAUAGUUUCUCAACAUUACUACUACUGUUACUACCAAACCUCAAAAUAAAACAAUGUUGUUGUGAGCAUUGAUUUUGCAAUUAAGUCAAUGACCACAACAACAUUGCUUAAAUUUGAGAUUUGGUAAUAGUAUUAGCAGUGUUGAGAUCGCUGAUCACUGUGAAAAGAGAAAAACAUUAAUAUGCUUACUAUGGAAUAGUACUGGUUGCCAAGGCCACUAUCUUUCAAUCAGGAGAAAAAGAAAGAAAAGAAACACAAAAUAGUUAAAUCACCAUUAAUAAAUCAAUAGCAGUCUACAAUGAAUGAAACCAAAAUAAUAAUUGAUGUAAUUGCAAACGAUACUUACUCAUACAACGUAAAUUACUCGUAGAAGAAGAGAAGAAAAUUAAUUUAACAUUCAUUAGUGGGGGCAAACCAAGCGGGGUUGACGUAUAUGAGAUUGGGAACUUUUUUAUGCGAACGCAGCUGAUCAGCGCCAUCUCACAUUAGUUCGAAAUAGAUCGAAAAACAGAAUUUAAUUCUGUAGCAUUGAAAUGAAAAAGAGAA
This is a messenger RNA of Contarinia nasturtii (swede midge), 2140 nucleotides long. It is a transcript of the gene Adat1, whose product is annotated as tRNA-specific adenosine deaminase 1. NCBI's taxonomy places the organism in Eukaryota, Metazoa, Arthropoda, Insecta, Diptera, Cecidomyiidae. The coding region runs from base 449 to 1177 and encodes 242 amino acids. The record is from RefSeq and is a predicted model, not a curated record. Gene Ontology annotation, molecular function: adenosine deaminase activity; RNA binding. Gene Ontology annotation, biological process: RNA processing. The transcript is spliced from 5 exons.